Messenger RNA from Ziziphus jujuba (common jujube), 711 nucleotides. RefSeq lists its product as uncharacterized. Bases 1 to 711 code for a protein of 236 amino acids. The transcript has 2 exons. Gene Ontology annotation, molecular function: DNA binding. The record is from RefSeq and is a predicted model, not a curated record. NCBI's taxonomy places the organism in Eukaryota, Viridiplantae, Streptophyta, Magnoliopsida, Rosales, Rhamnaceae.
AUGGCUAGUGGAGGAAGCAAACGUGAUCCUGCAUGGAAACAUGAUUUUCCAAUUGACGGUAAUAAAAGUGGAACAAUAUGCAAAUAUUGUAAUCGCGUGAUGAAGAGUGGUGGAGUAACACGAUUAAAAUACCACCUUAAUGGUAUUGAUCCUUCACACAAUGUACAACCUUGUGGUCAAAUGCCUCCUGAAGUUAAAAAAUUCAUAAUAGAUUUGUUAAAAGGAAAACAACAAUGUAAGAUCAAAAAAGCAAAUAGAAUGGAAGAGAUUCGUGCAGAUUUACAAGGACAACUGCAUGCUGAAACAUAUGAUGUGGAUGAUGAGGAUGAUGAUGACAUAACAUAUCCACCUGGAAUGGAUCCAUAUGAGAAAAAUGAUUAUCGAGAGGCAAUUCGUGCUUCUAAACAAUCAGAGUGGGAAAGAAGUCAUUUCCACAAAGUUCAAUAUCAAGCUGAAGGAGGCGAAUCUAGCAGUUGUGCUAAACCUGCAGAUCAUAAAUACAUAUAUGAUCAAUUGAAGAAAAUAAUUCUGGAAGUUGGGAAGAAAAAUGUGGUACAAAUUGUAACAGAUAAUGGCUCUGCAUUUGUUAAAGCUGGGAAAAAAUUGAUGGGCAAUUACAAUUUAUACUGCACUCCAUGUGCAGCAUAUUGCAUUGAUCUCAUGUUUGAAGAUAUUGGGAAGAAUGAGAAUGUGGCUAUUGUGAUCAAGUAG